This is a messenger RNA of Ochotona curzoniae (black-lipped pika), 1381 nucleotides long. RefSeq names its product lymphocyte specific protein 1 (gene LSP1). Gene Ontology annotation, biological process: signal transduction; muscle contraction. Gene Ontology annotation, molecular function: myosin binding; actin binding; calmodulin binding. NCBI's taxonomy places the organism in Eukaryota, Metazoa, Chordata, Mammalia, Lagomorpha, Ochotonidae. The record is from RefSeq and is a predicted model, not a curated record. The transcript is spliced from 11 exons. The coding region runs from base 89 to 1066 and encodes 325 amino acids.
GAAGUGAAACCCAGCUCGGGGGCGUCCAGGGGCCCUGCAUAGCAGGAAGCGCCCAGAGCCAGUGUUGCAGACCCAGCACCCCGCAGCCAUGGCAGAGGCACCCAGCACCCCGGGCUCUGAGGAGGACAGAGCAGGGUUCACGGCUCAGUGGGGUGCAGAGGACACGCAGGAGGCCGCUGUGGAGCAGCAGGAGCAGCAGGCCAAGGAUGGAGAUGGGAACAGCCCUCCCUGUGAACUGCUGGAGCAGGAAAUGCUCCCGAAGCCCCCCCAGGCCCCCGAAACGGACGAGGAUGAGGGCUUUGGAGACUGGUCCCAGAAGCCAGAGCCGCGGCAGCAGUGCGGGGGCGCCCAGGAGACCCCAGAGGAUGGCCGGGACCCCGUCUUGGGCAGGAGUCUGCACGGGGAGCAGCAGCAGGAGCAGUGCAAGUCCCCCAGCCCACCCGUGCAGCAUGCCUGUGAGGACCACGUGGAGGACAGGGCUGACCGGAACCGCGCCGAGGCCCACCCGCAGGGGCCGAACCUGGAGGACACCCAGGCACAGGAGCGUGAGAACUGGCAGCCACCCAGGACGCCCAGUCCCCUGCUCAUGGAGACGACGGAAGGGCGGAACUCACCUCCCCAGAGCCCCACCACCAAGCUCAGAGACAGGACCGAGUCCUUGAGCCUCUCUGUGCCGGCCAGCAGCAGCGAGAGCAAGACCCAGCCCACCUUGCCGGUUGCCAAGAUUGACGAGAGACUGGGACAGUACACGCAGGCCGUCGAGACCGCAGGCAGGGCGCCCAAGCUAGCCCGGCAGCCCUCCAUAGAGCUGCCCAGCAUGGCUGUGGCCAACACCAAGAACCUCUGGGAGACGGGGCAGGUGCAGACUCAGUCUGCCGCCAAGACCACCUCCAACAAGGACAUUGUGGCGGGAGACCUGAGCAAGAGAAGCUUCUGGGAGCAGAGAGGAGGCUCCACGACCUCCUCGACUGUCAAGAGCACCCCGUCAGGGAAGAGGUACAAGUUUGUGGCCACCGGACACGGGAAGUAUGAGAAGGUGCUGGUGGACGAGGGCUCGGCCACAUAGGCCUCCCGACCCGGUGCCAGCGGCUGCGUGCUUCUGCAGCCUCUCUGUCUGAACCCCAGUUCUGCCACUCCCUGCUAGGGAAGGAGACUCCUGCAUCCCAGCUACAGAGACGUCCACCCCCACCCGGUCCCCAUGGGGGGCAGAGGCCUCCACCCCUACCCGGUGCCCACAGCAGGGGCUGCUGACUCUGCAGGGAGAGCCUGGGGCACCUGCCAGCUGGCUUCCAAGUCAACAACCUGUGCCAGGUGUCCAGGAUGCUGUGUCCCUCCCACCUCAUCCCCCAUGUCCUGUGUAAUAAAGUUCCCAUGUCCCCCA